Messenger RNA from Darwinula stevensoni, 1848 nucleotides. The record is from the annotation of a GenBank genome assembly. Lineage: Eukaryota; Metazoa; Arthropoda; Ostracoda; Podocopida; Darwinulidae.
AUGGAGAUGUAUUGGAUGUCUGCAAAUGCCAGGGUUGGUUCAGUAAAUUCCGGUCAGGCGAUGCUGACCUCUCGGAUGGCCAUCACUCGAGAAGACCGACUGGUUGCAAGUACAAGUACCCAAGAAAGCGAGAAGGAGGAAACAGUGCCCCCAACUCAGAUGGAAGAAUGGAGCAAAGAAGCCAUGCAACUUGAAGGAACAGGAUCUAAUGGCCUGGGGAAAGUGGUGAAUCUGUUACAGGGGGAAAUCAAGGAACAGUUGCCAAUGGGAAGGAAAGAAGCAUCAGAGAAGCCUACAGAUGUCUUUGCAGCAAUGCUGAAAGUAACAGAGAGAAUUGUCCAUCCUGAAUCUGUUUCAUCUUGGUCUCACUUGCCUCCUGGUUCGCCUGAGGAGGUAUUUGCCUUGAAGAAUCCAAUAAAAGGUGAUGAGAGGAAGCAGGAACAAGAGGAGAGAGAUGGAGAGGCUGAUAGCAUUGUUGUGGAGAUGCAAGUGGGAAUGAAGAAUUCAAUUGAAUGUAAUGCACUCAACAGAGAUGAAAGUCAAACUUCAACCUUAUCUUUAUCCAAAGAAACAAUGGAAAUGGAAGGUGAUGCUAAGGAAAGGGGAGAAAUUCUUAAUGACACUCAAGAGGCAGAUGGACAGAAUCUAAGUGUGCUGGGAGCAGGACCAGAACUAGAUGUUCAUGGUCAUGCAGGUGGUGGUGAAACUGAUCAGAAUGGAAUGGCAAAAAGGAAGACAACUGAGAAGUUGGACAAGGUGGCUAUGGGAUUGAUAGUGAACGUAACAGUGAUGGAGCAGGAAAUAUGCCCACGCACUGGAAUUGAUUCCUUUCACCUAAUUAGGCAGUACCUGGUGAAAGUGAAUGAUAGAAAUGAGAUCCCAAAGGAGAUGGUGGCAUUCUGUGAACGAGGGAUCCAGAUCUCACCACCAAGGUCAGGGACAGCAGGUGGUAAUCGGAUAUCAGAUGUCUCCCUUACAUCUGGGUCCCUGGCUGAUGUCUCAAGCCUCACAUUCACCUCUUCUGGCUCCAGAAAGUCUGCCAGGACCUCUAUGCUGUCUGCAGUUACAGAUAGGAAUCAAGGUCGGAUUUGGGAGACAUUGCUUCCUACAUUGAGGAAGUCAAGCAGUGAUACUGCCUUAAAAGAAGAGGAAGAGCACCCUGAUGUAGAAAUAAUACAGUCCACCAGUGAUCCCACUCCAGUCAAACAAAACAGGAUGGAUAUUGACUUGGAGCCAGCUGUGGUAGACCUCACAACCCCUUCUCCCAGCAAGGAGGAAGAGAAGAUGCAACAAGAGGCAAAGGAGGAACAAAGAUCCCCAAAGAGUGGGAGGAAACGAAUCCUUGAGAACCCCAUGGAGUCCUCAUCUGAAUUGAGCUCUUAUAGUCCACCUCCUCGAAAGGUCUCCCGCAGGCUUCGUGUGCCCCUACUGCACACACCCAUUGUCGAGGAAUCAAGUAGUGAGAUCCAGUCAGAAUUUGAAGAAAUGCCAUGUCAGGAUGCACUUUCAACUGAAGACAUCCUUCAGACUAUGGAAUUAAAGUGCAAGGAGAUCAAAGGCACUUCUCUCCAACCAGGGAUGAAGGUGUUUGGCCAAUGGGUGGAUCGGAUGUUCUAUUCUGGCACUGUGGCUUCAGAAGAAGCCCCAUUGGAGACAUGGAAGAGGUGGAUGGUCCAUUUUGAUGAUGGCGAGAAGAAAGUCUUGCGUGAAGUUGAUAUUUUGCCCAUCAAACUCCUCACAAAGGGGACCUCUGUCACAGUCAUGCUUGGUGGAUACAAAUCUGACACUGGAAUCAUCCUUGGCUUAAAGAGGCUAGUCCCAGUUCAUUCUGAAUCUUCGCUCUCUUAA